Messenger RNA from Triticum aestivum (bread wheat), 1029 nucleotides. Its product is annotated as polyubiquitin-like. The coding region runs from base 321 to 995 and encodes 224 amino acids. The transcript has a single exon. NCBI's taxonomy places the organism in Eukaryota, Viridiplantae, Streptophyta, Magnoliopsida, Poales, Poaceae. Gene Ontology annotation, molecular function: protein binding. The record is from RefSeq and is a predicted model, not a curated record.
GAAACCCUACGUACUUCCGAUCGAUCUCCCACGGCGGCGGAAGCAACAGGCAUCGACGUAGAUCCAUCCUCGUUCGUAUUCCUCGUGUGGUGUCCACCUCGGCUAGAUCUUAGGGCAGUGACAGUAUGAUAAAUUGUUCAUCUUUGUCUUGCGGAAGAAACUAUUGUUGCUAGAAUUUUUAUGCAUCGGACUACUAGGUUUCUCGUUGUUGCUUCUGCGGCCUGUUGGAUUUAGUGAAUGUUUCUGUGCGAUUUCUACAACGUACUAUAUACAUAAGUAUCUAACAACUGGUGCUCUUUGGUUUUUGCACAUUCAGAACAAUGUAUGUUUUGGUCAAGAACCCCGCCGGUAGGACGAUCCGCCUCAAGGUCCGUGAAUCAGAUACAUUGGGUUCUAUCAAGGCAAUGAUACAGGAACGUCACUUCCUCUUCUCCAACGGGGUGCAGCUAGACGACAACCGUACUCUGGCUGAUUACAACAUUCAGCAUGAGUCCAUGCUCGAGCUUCAAGAGAAGAUGCAGAUCUGCGUGACGGAGACGCUGAUGAAUAGGACUUUCCCCCUCGACGUCGACCGCCUGGAUACCAUCGACAACCUGAAGGCCAAGAUUGAGGACCUUGAGGGCUUCCCCAAGGCUCAACAGUGCCUCAUCUUCGACGGCAAGCGACUGGAGGACGGGAACAAAACCUUGGCCGACCACAAUAUUCUCAUGGAAUCAAAGAUUCUCCUCAUCCUUCUCCCGUGUAUUCCUAGAGGAGACAUGAUGCAGAUUAGUAUGAAGACGCUAGAAGGGAAGACCAUCACUCUCGAGGUUGGGAGCUUUGAUACCGUCGACAGUGUCAUGGUGAAGAUGUACGAGAUGAAAUACGCCCCUUACCCAAAGCAGCAGCGCCUCAUCUUUGCAGGCAAACAGCUGGAGAGAGGACGAACCCUAGUGGACUACAACAUUUGUAAAGACUGUAUCCUUCAUUUGGUGCUUUGCCUUUGCGGUUGUUGAGAUGCAUGGCCUGCCAUUGAACAACCUGUUUUUA